Carica papaya (papaya) is the source of this 875-nucleotide messenger RNA. Lineage: Eukaryota; Viridiplantae; Streptophyta; Magnoliopsida; Brassicales; Caricaceae. The record is from RefSeq and is a predicted model, not a curated record.
AUAUCAAUGAGGCAAAAUAACAGAAUUGAAGGCUAUAGUUAACAGUUGAUGAAAAGGAUAAAGACUCUUUUGAAAUGGAGCUCACCCUGCAACCUCUGUCAUCUCCCUCCUUCUCUACCAGAAUUGGGGACUCAAAGCCAAAUGUAAGUAACCUAUUAGGUUCUAAAGGCUAUUCUUUAGUCAAUUUAAGGGCACUGCCCCAAAGGAAAAACUUAUCAAAAACACCUUCUGCAUUACCGGAGACAGCUGCUUCUUUGGCAAUUGCAGUCACUAUUGUUGGAGCAGCAGCUACUAUUCUUGUUAAGAGAACAAAAGCUUCUGGGGAAACUGAGGUUCCUCUGAUAACUUGUGAAGACUGUGGUGGUUCCGGUAUAUGUUCUGAAUGCAAUGGUGAAGGAUUUGUUCAGAAAAAACUGUCAGACGAAAGUGCUGAAAGGGCAAGAAUGGCAGCAAAGAAUAUGGCCACUCGAUAUACAGCAGGUUUUCUGCAGGGUCUAAUGUCAAAGCUCCUUGAUAUCAUUCACUAAACCAGGUUGAGCAUUGCAGGCUUCCGAAGAAAUGGAGUUACUGUACAAAAUGUUCUUCUUCGAGAUCCUGUAUCACAUGUGGUGGUCGUGGGAAGUUAAGCUCCUAGCUUAUUUGUAACCUCUGUUAUGCUUUAGGUUAGAUUUGGCCGCCUACCAAUUAAGAAAAUUGGAAGUAAGUAACAAGUUUACUUUCUUCUGUGUACUUCAGUUGAUGAGUGAUUUACAGAUUUUCAUUGUAACUCAUCUCUUUUGCAAUAUUAGAAAAUUCAUUCUGAACUGAGGAAUCUUGUUUAUAGCUUGUUCUUAAAUUCCUUCUCAUUGGAAAUAUCACAAUCUCUGAGCUAUGAA